This is a messenger RNA of Colletes gigas, 2923 nucleotides long. It is a transcript of the gene ZnT86D, whose product is annotated as zinc transporter 7. Gene Ontology annotation, biological process: zinc ion transport; transmembrane transport; intracellular zinc ion homeostasis. The coding region runs from base 367 to 1431 and encodes 354 amino acids. Gene Ontology annotation, molecular function: zinc ion transmembrane transporter activity. The record is from RefSeq and is a predicted model, not a curated record. NCBI's taxonomy places the organism in Eukaryota, Metazoa, Arthropoda, Insecta, Hymenoptera, Colletidae. Gene Ontology annotation, cellular component: membrane; Golgi apparatus. The transcript is spliced from 2 exons.
ACCGAAAUAGAUUAAAAAUUGAAGGAAAUAACAGAAUAAUGAGUGAACGAAUUAGUGGAAAAAUUAAGUUAAUGGUUAUAUUGCACGGUUACUAGAAAGUAUAUCAAAAUCGGUUUACACGUGUCAUUGAUGAAAUAUUGUCGAGCUGUCAGUCGCUCAGGAGUGGCUGUACCGUGUCAAGCAUGGCGCCACGCCGAGCGUUUUCACGUCUCGAUAUUUCUUACCUUUGACGCGCCAGCAAAAUGUAUUUGCUUUAAGAAUACCCUUUACUAUCGUUAAAUUCAUCACGAGUCUUCAUUUGUAUAUCCAAUUUCGUACUGGAAAGGAUAACGUGACUGGUAGAAGCAGCCCUGGCACUGUUGCAAAAUGCUUCCACUUACGCACAAGGAUUCAAGAAACCUCGUUAGCCGGAUAAAGGAGAAGUUAUUAAGUUGGAAACGACUAAUAUUUUCUGAUAAAAAUACUAGGAAUUUGUUUUUAUUUCUUCUGCUAAAUUUGUCCUUUGCCUUUAUCGAAUUACUGUACGGAGUAUGGACAAACAGUUUGGGUUUAAUAUCAGAUAGUUUUCACAUGUUCUUUGAUUGCACUGGUUUACUGUUUGGCUUGGCUGCAUCCGUUAUAACCAAGUGGAGAGCAAACGAACGAUAUUCUUACGGCUAUGUCAGGGCAGAAGUCUUGGGAGGGUUUGUUAACGCUCUGCUUUUAUUUUUUAUCGCCCUUUUCAUUAUGUCAGAGGCUGUUGAAAGGUCCAUAGAACCUCCAGAGAUAAAACACGAGAGGCUUUUGGUUGUAUCUAUCAUGGGAUUGAUAGUUAAUUUAGUAGGAAUAUACGUGUUCCAUCAUGGGCACGGGCAUGGCCAUGGAGGGGGUCAUGGCCAUUCGCAUUCUCAUUCUCAAUCUCACAGUGGCCAUGGUCAUUCUCACUCGAAUCACACUCACAGCCAUGAUCAUCACGACAUUGAAAUUGAUCCUUCCUUCAGUGGUACAAACUCUCAGAUUAUGAAAGGAGUUUUCCUGCAUAUCUUAGCAGACACUCUAGGAUCUGUAGGUGUAAUUAUAUCAGCAGUGCUGAUGCGCCUGUUUGGUUGGUUCAUAGCCGAUCCAAUUUGUUCUAUGUUGAUUUCAUUACUGAUAGUUUUAAGUGUGCUUUCAUUAAUGAAAGAUUCAUGGGAAAUAUUAAUGCAAAGGCAACCAGCAGUAUUGGAUCAUGUUCUGCCACAGUGUUAUAACAAGGUGACUCAACUGGCUGGGGUAUAUAGUGUACAAGAACCACACUUUUGGACACUGUGCUCGGACGUUUAUGUCGGGUGUUUGAAAUUAGAAGUGGCUAGAACAGUAGAGCCCAAAUACGUUGUAGCGCAUACGCAAAUGAUAUUCCAAGCAGCUGGGAUAAGGCAUCUAACGGUCCAACUGGAUUACGCACCUAUGUGAUCUACAAAAAACGUGCAUGUCAUAAAGUGUUCUUAUAAGUGCUCCAAGACUGUAUUUGUUUGCGGAGUCUGUCAAAAGCAAGCAAGGAACACUGCAUUAGUGCAAAAUAUUUCUGCCAUUUUAAAGUUGUGCAGAUGCAUUGUUUUGAGUAAUAGUGAAUACCAUCUUGGAUUACAAAUUGUUUAAGAAUAUAUUCGGUUAUUGAAAUCAGUGGAAAUGAUUGAUAUAUUAUAUCAUCAUGUUCCCAAGGACUGUAUUACAAUUUCGUUUCAAAGUUCAUUCCUCUUUUUGUUAAUGUACAUAUAAAUAUCAGCUCAUUUACUUUUGUCAACUACACUACUUUCCAACCAAAAGUCAAGAGUAAUGGUUUGUAUUAUUUAUUAAAGUCUUUGUAUCAAAUUGCAUUUAAAGCUUAGAAAUUAUUGGUGUACAGCAUUCAGACUUUUUUUUUAUCUUUGUAAGACUAAUUUAAGUCACAUCUAUAGGGAUAUUUUUAUCUCUCCCUUCUUACUGUCUAAGUUUCUGUAUAUUACCGUUUGUAAUGUAAAAUCCGAAAAAACUAUGAUCAAGCGCGUGCAAAACGUAGAAAGAUGAAACAUUGUGUUUGCACAUAAUUACAGUGGCCAAAACCCAUUUGCAGACAGCUGUGGACAGCUAGUCAUUGCCACAUGAGAUCUGUGAAAUAUAUACAUAUAUAUAAAUGCAAUUUUACAAAAUGUAAUAUAAAUUGAUAUUCUUACGUUUAUACGAAGAUUAUGCUUUCCUAAAAAUCGUAUUUAUUUUGUACAUUCUGUUUUGUGUAAAAUAAAAUCGAUAUCAAGAAAUUCAUUCACACUUACCGCGUAUUGAUGAUUGUUUCACAGCAGUGUGUCUGUACUUACGAAAUACAGUGUAGAAGCAUCCAGUAAAUGAAUCACUAUUAAUAUUAAAGUAACUAUACUGUAGAGAAGUUUGUUUAGAGACUGGCCGAUAAAGAUUGUUUGUAAUGUUUGAGUUGAUCGUCGUUGAUCGGAACGGAACUACGAGGGCUCGUUAAUUCAAAUGUCCCGUUAGUGCGCAUAAUUUUUUAUUACAUAUUUUAUAAAUACGCAACAAAGAAGUGACAAAAGUCAUUUAUCAUGUUCAUCGUUUUCACCAGCAUUGUAACGUCUUCGAUAGGCGAUUGCCGAAUUAGAUUAACGAAAGAUUUAUUAACUAUAAAUCGUACGCGUGAUCAGGACAUUCCACGUAGUCGAGAUAAUAUGAUUUGUAUACUUGAAGUUGUGAUGACGUGAGCCAAAAAAAAAUUAAUGCAAACUUGUAGGAAUAACGCGAAGGAUUUUUGUAUCGAGGUACUGUAUCAACCUGUAUGUGUAAAAUGAUUGAAUAAUUUGCGAUCCGAUAAGACCGGUACAAUCUCCGAAUUGAAAAUCAACAUUUGUUACGUUUUAUCAGCGUUAUUGUAUAGAUGAACGAUGAAAGAGAAUGUCCUCAGUAUUGAGAGAGUGUAAAU